Messenger RNA from Hippopotamus amphibius kiboko, 823 nucleotides. RefSeq names its product trafficking protein particle complex subunit 2L (gene TRAPPC2L). Gene Ontology annotation, cellular component: TRAPP complex; nucleus; cytoplasm. The record is from RefSeq and is a predicted model, not a curated record. The transcript is spliced from 6 exons. Lineage: Eukaryota; Metazoa; Chordata; Mammalia; Artiodactyla; Hippopotamidae. Gene Ontology annotation, biological process: endoplasmic reticulum to Golgi vesicle-mediated transport. The coding region runs from base 97 to 636 and encodes 179 amino acids.
GCGGGGUCAGGUCGGCUGAGUGACAGGAGGGGCGGGGCCUGGCCGGGCGCGUGACCGGCAUCGCCGUCACGUGACGCGAUCGGUCGGGUUUCCAAGAUGGCGGUGUGCGUAGCGGUGAUCGCCAAGGAGAAUUACCCUCUUUACAUCCGCAGCGUCCCCGCGGAGAACGAGCUCAAGUUCCACUACAUGGUGCACACAUCGCUGGAUGUGGUGGACGAGAAGAUCUCUGCGAUGGGGAAGGCGCUGGUGGACCAGAGGGAGCUCUACCUGGGCCUGCUCUACCCCACAGAGGACUACAAGCUGCGCAGAUACGGCUACGUGACCAACUCCAAGGUGAAAUUUGUCAUGGUGGUGGAUUCCUCCAACACGGCGCUCAGAGACAACGAGAUCCGCAGCAUGUUCCGGAAGCUGCACAACUCCUACACAGACGUGAUGUGCAACCCCUUCUAUAAUCCGGGGGACCGCAUCCAGUCCAGCCUUCAGAUAAACACAGACCUGACGUCAGCGUGUCACAGAGGUGCUUCCCAAAGAAGCUUCCACGUGCGCGUGUUCCAAACCUGCUCCUGGGAGCUCCCUGUGUCCCCACACACAGCUCCCGAGGGGCUCCUUGUAGCCGGGCCUUCGAUGGCAUGGUGACGUCCAUGAUGAUACAGGUCUGUUGAGGAGCGCUCUGCGGCCGUGGCUGGAAGGAAGCGUCCUGUACGCACCUGCGUUGUUCCCAUGUGUGUUUAUGUCCACCUGCCUCCUCCUGGGUGUCACGGACGUGCCGCUGGGGGCAGGGCCUCGUGCACGGUGCAUGUUGACUAAAGGUCUUGUGAGAUCA